AUGUUAUUAAGAAAAGACCAAGAAAUCGAAGAAAUCCAAUAUCACUUUAAUGAAAUAAGUGAAAAAAUUUCUCAUCAAGAAAAUGCAGUUAUAAUUAUCGGUGACACAGGAGAAGGAAAAACUACGUUAUUGGGUUAUUUAACCGGGAUUCCCUUGCUUAGUAGAGAAGAUGACCUUGGAGAUUAUAUUAUUUAUGCUGAAGAUUCAAGUGAUAUAGAAAUCAAUGAUAGGCCUAUUUCACAGACCUCUUUACCAACAUGUCGAGGUGUAUAUUGGGAUUGCCCUGGGUUUGGUGACACACGAGGUCUUGUGCAAAAUAUUGUGAAUGCUUAUUCGAUUUAUAAGUUAAUCAAAAAUGUGGAAAAAUUAAAGAUUUUACUCGUUGUUUCUGAAUCAAUAAUUAAAAGUACAAGAAAAAAAGAGUUCUUAAAUCUUAUUAAUAAUUUAGGUGAAACUUUUAAAAAUAUUGAUGAAUUUGUUCGGGGAUUAUGUUUAGUAAUAACAAAAAGUAAUAAACUCGAUGUUAGAAAAGUAAGAAAUUGUUUCCGUAAAAUCCUUGAAGAAUAUGAUAAUCAAGAAAGUUUCAGUCAACCCAAGAGAGAAAUACUCAAUUUUUUAUCAUCUACUGAAAGUCAAAUAGUAAUUUUCAAUGCUCCUGAUCAAGAAGGUCCAAUUUCCGAUACAGACAAAUAUUCGAUUUUGGAGAGUAUAGAAAGGAUUUCUUACUUGACAAAUCUAGAGCCCAGUAUUUUAUUGGAUGACAAAUCAAAGCUUUAUAUCAACAGUCUAGUCGAAAUAUUUUAUGAUGAUCUAAAAAAUUAUAUUUUGCUAAAGUUUUAUCCAGCAAUUCAAAAUUACUUUGAAACUUUAAUAGAUACUCAUCGAGGCACAGCUAAAGAAUUGAGAAAUUCUUUAAAUGAAUUUUCUAAAAAAUUUAAAUCUAUAUAUGAUGUACCCGAAAAGUUUGAAGAAAAUCUUCAACAAAUCCUUUUAAUCGUUGAACAUAUACAAAGCAAUGAUCUCAAAAAAGAACUUUUAAAAAACAUUUCUUUAUUAAAUUUCUUUAAACUUGUCAAACACGAAUCAUUUGAGAUUAAAGGAAAUACUAGUAGUUGGUAUAGUUAUAUAUCCGAAUUAAUUAAUGAGUUAGAAAUACUUACGUCCUUUAAAAUUCAUAAUCAUGGACAUAAAUUAACACUUGAAGGUAUAAUUCUUGGUACUGAAGAUCUUAUUACUGCAAUGAAUAAUCAAGAACUGUCUGAAAUAAAUGUAUUUAGCUUAAAUAGCUUGUUUAUCGACCAGGAUAUAAAUGCACCAGGAAUUAAUCUGACAUUGAUAUCACCUCAAUGGCGUGUUGUGAGUAAAAGAUUAAUUAAUUUGAAAGGCUAUACUGGUUUCUCACACAACCCAAAUAAAGCAGAUGAUGGAAUGUCAUCUAUUGAAAAACUAAACAUUAAUGGCGAAGACGGUCUACCUGGACUACCUGGACUACCUGGUUAUUAUGGAGGAAAUUUUUAUGGCAAAGGAAAUAACUUUUUUAAUCUUUCUUCUUUAAUUAUUAAUACUAGUGGUGGUGAUGGUGGUCAAGGUCAAGAUGGUGGUAACGGUGCUAAUGGAUUAGAUGGUAAUAAUUUGGAUGAAGAAUUUACAAAAAAUAAAGAAUAUUUUGAAUUUAUAUCAAGAGAAAAAGUAAAAAUUUUUUCUUCAGACGAAGAAAAAGUCGAUUUCCUUGAUAAAGUAAUAAAAUGUGUAGAAAAGUGUGCCAAAUUUGUGAUAACCUUUAAUGAUAAACAUGAAGAAACAUAUGAGUAUUUUGAUCCAGGACAGAGAGGAGGAAAUGCAGGACGAGGAGGAAUAGGUGGUUUUGGUGGAAAACCUGGCUCUAUAUUAUUUGAUAGUUCAUCCAAAUUAUUAGAAAAUCCUAUUAUAUUUAAAGAAAGUAAAAGAGGAGCAAAUGGAAAAGGAGGAAAACCAGGCCUUGGUGGAAAAAAUGGACCAAAAUAUCGUGGAGUAUACAUUAAUGAAAGAGUAUUUCCUGCAUUAAGAGGUAUUAAAGAAUUUGAUACUAAAUGUGAUGUAUCGGAUGGAUUAUUAGAGUCAACACGAGCAACAGUGGCACCAGCAGCAUCAUUAACAAUCACGGGUUCCGUAGUAGGUGCUGCAGAGGUUGCUAAAAAAACUUUUUUCGAAAAAAUUUUAAUUGAUCUCGGUUUAGUAAGCAGUCCAUUGGCAUUUAGUGUUCCUGCUGCCUUUGCAGGCUUGGGCAUAGCUUUAGUCGUUCAGGCAGGUUGUUCUGUAGUAAGUGCAAAUUUAUCAAGUGGUUGGAAAGAGGUGCCACAUAAAGUAGAUAAUGAAAAAUUCAAUGAACGUGCACCUGAAGGAAAAUUACUUGAUGGGUUAAACGAGAAUAAUAUUAAAAUAUCCUUUGAUAUACUUCCACGCAUAACAUCAAAAGAAAAAGAAAAGUUAUAUGAGAAAUUUUAUAAUCAAAACCAAAAUUUUAGAUUUAUUAAAGAAUUACUGUUAUGUUCGGAAAAAACUCUAUAUUAA
This is a messenger RNA of Dentiscutata erythropus, 2550 nucleotides long. The record is from the annotation of a GenBank genome assembly. NCBI's taxonomy places the organism in Eukaryota, Fungi, Glomeromycota, Glomeromycetes, Diversisporales, Gigasporaceae.